AUGGAGUGGUACACGCGGAGAGGCCCCGACGGCGGCCUGGCGGGGCUGCCCGCCCAGCAGGGCUGCAGCAUUCAAGAAAAAUUAAAUUUUGAAAUUCGAAUGAGAGAAGGAAUACGGAAACUUCUUUCUCUGAGCACUCAAAAAGACCAGAUUUUGCGUGGAGUUAAGAAUCUCAUGGUGUGCAACACUCGGAUAAUGGCUUAUACAUCAGAGCUACAGAAAUUAGAAGAGCAAAUGGUAAAAGAAACUGGAAGAUGUGAUGCGAACUUUGAAAAUAAAGAACGAAUAGCAUGUAAAGGAAAGAUUGCCAUAUCAGAUAUUCGAAUACCGUUAAUGUGGAAAGACUCUGAUCACUUCAGCAAUAAAGAAGGAUCACAGCAUUAUGCCAUAUUUUGUUUGUUCAAAAUGGGAGCUGAAAUUUUUGAUACUGACAUGGUGAUUGUGGAUAAAACAGUAACAGACAUAUGCUUUGAAAAUGUAACAAUAUUGUAA
Messenger RNA from Sorex fumeus (smoky shrew), 492 nucleotides. It is a transcript of the gene RTKN2, whose product is annotated as rhotekin 2. Lineage: Eukaryota; Metazoa; Chordata; Mammalia; Eulipotyphla; Soricidae. Gene Ontology annotation, biological process: signal transduction; positive regulation of cell population proliferation; hemopoiesis. The coding region runs from base 1 to 492 and encodes 163 amino acids. The transcript has 5 exons. The record is from RefSeq and is a predicted model, not a curated record.